AUGAAUUUAUCAUCAGUUUUGAUAACCUUCUUAGCAUGCUCGCCUACUCUUAGAUUUUCGAUGCUGUCUUAUGAAUAUGUUUCUUCUGUUGUCGAAACAGAAUUCAUCAUCAGCUAUUAUGAACAUUCUUGUGCACAAUCUCGUCAUCGUUUUCUAAAAUCCAUACUCAAUUCGUUUCCAUUGAAUUAUUCCAUAAUGGAGAGAUGGUAUCCACCAUCUAAUGCGAAGGAGAAAAAAAGUGAUUUUGAUGUAAUCAGGAUAUUUAAUCUUAGUCGUAUGGAUGUAUCAAAUUUUAUCCAAUACUUAUCUAAUGUCAGCCAAAUAAAAUCAGUUUCACCACAAAAACAAAUAAAUCGUGUUCUUUUAAACUAUGGUAUAAAUGAUGGAGAAUUUCUGCACAAUUCCAGUCAUCUAGAUUCAAGAAGAAAUUUGAAACUGUUUGGCAAUUCACAGAGAUAUUCUCCUGGAACUUUACCAUUAGAUCCGUUAAAACAGCCAUGGAAACUGUUACAGGCGGAAUAUGCUUGGUCUCGUGGUUUGUGCGGUAAUGGUGUUCGUGUGGGCAUAUUUGAUACAGGAUUGGCACCAUCUGAUCAUAAACACUAUUCAUUAAGUAAUAUUAUUGAAAGAACUGAUUGGACAGUUGAUAUAACUAAUAGAUCCUAUUCUGAUGAUUCUAUUGAAGCUUUAGAUCGACAUGGUCAUGGAACAUAUGUUACAGGUUUAAUUGCUGCUCAAAAUCCUAAUUUAUAUUACUCAAAAUUUAUUAAUUCUUUUAAUAAACAUGAUGAUUCUACUUGUCCACCUUGGGGAUUUGCACCACGUGCUGAUUUAUUCAUAUUUCGUGUAUUCACUGAUACACAAAUAUCUUAUACAUCAUGGUUUUUAGAUGCAUUCAAUUAUGCAAUUAGUCGAAAAUUACAUGUUAUCAAUCUUAGUAUUGGUGGACCAGAUUUUUUAGAUAAACCUUUUGUUGACAAGGUUUUAGAAUUAUCCGCAAAUGGAAUACUAUUAGUUUCUGCUAUCGGGAAUGAUGGCCCUUUAUUUGGAACAUUAAAUAAUCCAGCUGAUCAAAUGGAUGUUUUAGGUGUUGGCGGUGUAGAUGCUUUGGGUCGCGUUGCACGAUUUUCUUCACGUGGAAUGACUGGUUGGGAACUUCCAGCUGGUUAUGGACGUGUAAAACCGGAUAUUGUUACUUUUUCUACUGGUGUUAUCAGUUCUAAUCUAGACGAAAAAUGUCGUGUAUUAUCAGGAACUAGCGUAGCAUCUCCAAUUGUAACAGUUGUUAGUUUAUUAAUUAAUGCUGCUUUAAAUCAUAAUGCCAACUUAAUUAAUCAUGAAAAUGGUAGUCUAUAUCAUAUGAAUAUAGAUAACUAUCCAUUUGUACCUGUUAAUCCAAUUAGUAUUAAACAAGCUUUAAUAGCCAGUGCAAAUCAAUUAAAUUCAGUACGUGUAUUUGGUACGAAUUCAAUAAAAUGGUUACAAGAAACUGAUCAAAGUAGUAUGUUUGAACAAGGCGCUGGUUUGGUAAAUCUUCAGUCAGCCCUAAAGAUUGUACAGCGUAUGAAACCUCAAGCAAGUCUGAUGCCUAGUUAUUUGGAUUAA
Schistosoma rodhaini is the source of this 1605-nucleotide messenger RNA. The record is from the annotation of a GenBank genome assembly. NCBI's taxonomy places the organism in Eukaryota, Metazoa, Platyhelminthes, Trematoda, Strigeidida, Schistosomatidae.